Molecule: messenger RNA, 3287 nt
Organism: Myodes glareolus (Bank vole)
Lineage: Eukaryota; Metazoa; Chordata; Mammalia; Rodentia; Cricetidae
Gene: Cep76
Product: centrosomal protein 76
Biological process (GO): regulation of centriole replication
Cellular component (GO): centriole
Source: RefSeq, a predicted model, not a curated record
CGGCGCGGUGGACGGCGUCGAUCAGGCAGCUCGGGGGACAGCCCCGGCGUCUGUCAAUCCGCACCGUUUGAAAACAGUUUGUUGUGCCGCCGCGGCAGCCGGGUUCCCGCCCUGCCCGGUCUGACGCGAUCGCGCCGCCGCGCCGCUUUGUGCUCCGCCCGCCACUGAUGCUGAGUGUUCGGGACUACGGGCUCUGCGCUUGCAUCGUCUGAGGCGGCCGCGAGGCGCCAGAGUCGGCAUGUCGCUGCCUCCGGAGAAAGCCUCGGAGCUGAAGCAGCUCAUCCACCAGCAGCUGAGCAAGAUGGAUGUCCAUGGCAGAAUCAGAGAAAUUCUCGCCGAGACUAUACGAGAAGAACUGGCACCUGAUCAACAACAUUUAUCAACAGAAGAUCUGAUCAAAGCUCUUAGACGUCGAGGAAUCAUUGAUGAUGUAAUGAAAGAACUUAACUUUGUGCCUGAGAGUGUUGUUGAUCAAGAACUCUCUUCUCCAAAGCAAGCUGUUGCUUUUGAUAAGCAAUCAACAUUAAAAAAAACUAAUAUUGAUCCAACACGGAGGUAUCUUUACCUUCAGGUUUUGGGUGGAAAAGCUUUCUUGGAACAUCUGCAAGAACCGGAGCCUUUACCAGGACAAGUUUGUUCAACUUUUACUUUAUGUUUACAUUAUCGGAACCAGCGCUUUCGUUCAAAACCUGUUCCAUGUGCUUGUGAACCCGAUUUUCAUGACGGCUUUUUGCUUGAAGUUCACAGAGAAAGUUUAGGUGAUGGAACUAGAAUGGCUGAUUCAACAACAAUGUUAUCGAUAAGUGAUCCAAUUCAUAUGGUGCUGAUCAAAACAGACAUAUUUGGUGAGACCACUCUAGUGGCUUCCUAUUUUCUGGAAUGGAGAUCAGUUUUGGGCUCAGAAAAUGGAGUGACCAAUCUGACCGUGGAACUUAUGGGUGUAGGCACAGAAUCAAAAGUUUCUGUGGGAAUUUUAAAUAUAAAACUUGAAAUGUACCCACCACUCAACCAAACACUAUCUCAAGAAGUAGUGAACACACAGCUUGCCUUAGAACGUCAGAAAACUGCAGAGAAAGAACGAUUAUUUCUGGUGUAUGCUAAGCAGUGGUGGAGAGAGUAUUUGCAAAUUCGACCCUCACACAAUUCACGGCUGGUAAAGAUUUUUGCACAGGAUGAAAAUGGAAUAAAUAGACCAGUCUGUUCCUAUGUUAAACCACUUCGAGCUGGACGGCUUCUGGAUACUCCGAGGCAAGCAGCACGAUUUGUUAAUGUUCUUGGUUAUGAACGAGCCCCUGUUAUUGGAGGAGGUGGCAAACAGGAGCAGUGGUGCACUCUGCUGGCUUUUCUCUGUAGGAACAAGGGUGAUUGUGAAGACCAUGCCAACCUGCUGUGCAGCCUUCUUCUUGGAUAUGGACUGGAGGCUUUUGUCUGUGUGGGGACCAAGGCUAAGGGGGCACCUCACGCAUGGGUUAUGACUUGUGGAACUGAUGGGACCAUCACGUUUUGGGAGAGUUUAACAGGGCACAGGUACAUCCACAAGCCUACUAAUCCUGAUGGACCUCCACUUGCUGAACAGCCCAAACCAUUGUACCCCUAUCGAACAAUUGGUUGUGUUUUCAAUCAUCAGAUGUUCCUGGGGAACUGUCAACCCUCGGAUGCAGUAGAGACCUGCAUAUUUGAUUUGAAUGAUGAGUCCAAGUGGAAACCCAUGAGUGAAGAAGCAAUUAAGUCUGUGUGUGCUCCAGGGGCCACCACGUCUCUCCCUCCCUUCCCACCUCUGUGUGCAUCCACGAUUGACGCCUCAGUCACAAGCAAUGAAAUCGAAAUGCAGCUGAGACUCCUAGUGUCAGAGCACAGAAAGGACCUUGGCCUCACUACUGUUUGGGAGGAUCAGCUUUCCUAUCUUUUAUCACCAGCUUUGGCUUCAUAUGAAUUUGAGCGAACAACAAGCAUAUCUGCAGGCAAUGAAGAAUUUCAGGAUGCUAUCAGGAGGGCUGUACCUGAUGGCCACACAUUUAAAGGGUUUCCAAUACAUUUUGUGUAUAGAAACGCAAGGCGUGCAUUCGCCACUUGUCUUCGGUCUCCUUUUUGCGAAGAAAUAAUCUGUUGUCGUGGAGAUCAGGUGCGACUGGCAGUUCGCGUUCGAGUGUUUACCUACCCUGAAUCUGCAUGUGCUGUUUGGAUCAUGUUUGCUUGUAAAUAUCGCUCAGUAUUAUAGGACUAACAUUUCCUAAGAAUUACUCCUUUGUUUUAUUAGAAUGGUAUAUGACUAGCUGUGUGAAGGUUUCUUAAUGUAAAUUCAGUCUCUGACUUUUGAUGUCAAUGUUUUGUAUAGAUCUGACUGAUAAUGUUUUAAAAUAUCAUGUAUGUACUUAAAAAUUAAGUAUAAAAAGUUUGUAUUGAAUUUAGUAUAAAUUAAGUGUAUAAUAAUGAUACUUUCUUUUGAGGGACUCAGUUUGACUGUGAAUAUAAGAUGUUUACAUUAAUAAGUAAAGAGAUUUGUCUAGUGAUUUAAGCCACAGUUAAAUCAAAAUUAUCAUUAUUUUUCAUAAAUAAAAGAUUAUUUUACACAAAUUAGGAGAAGUUAACUUCAUAAUAUCUUAUUUAUUACAUAGGUGAAAAUAUAUUUUGCUGAAUUAGUAUUUUUGUGGUUUACUCAUGACAUUAGUUAGGGAUAUUUGAGGCUUUCCAGAAGUUUUUGUGAAGACUUUGAUGUAAGAAAAAGGGCCAAGUGUGGUGGCACAGGCUUUUAAUUCCACAAGAGGCCAGCCUGGUCUACAUAGCAAGUUCCAGGCCAGUUAGGGCUAUACAGUGAAAACCUAUCUCAAAAAAAAAGUAGUAUCAAAAAAGCAUAAAUAUUAAUAACAAAUCUCAUAUGAGUAUGUGGGAGUGUACAUAAUUUAUUGAUAUUAUUAAAAUGAAUUGAGCACUUUAGAAAAUACUAAUUACACUUCCUAGUUACAAAGUGAUUUGACUUUCUCUCAGGAACUAAUGAUAAAUUUGUCAAGUUUGACUGUCCAUUCUUCUGUGCAGAAGGUUCUUGUUUUGUUUUUAUGAUGAUAGAAACCUAGGGCUUCCUACAUGCUAGGCAAACACUACCAGUGAGCUAUACCCACAGUAUCUCACUAUAUAGCCUUUGCUGGCCUGCCUCUGUGUGCAGUUUCUUAGUUUAGUUUCUUUACCCAUUGGUUGUCUUAAGAUAUAAGUGUAUGCUAGUUCACUAUCCAAAUUAUUUAUUCUUUUCAUUACCUACUGUUGGAAAUAAAAUAACUUUAUUUAUUUAUUUA